Carya illinoinensis is the source of this 915-nucleotide messenger RNA. RefSeq names its product receptor kinase-like protein Xa21. Lineage: Eukaryota; Viridiplantae; Streptophyta; Magnoliopsida; Fagales; Juglandaceae. Bases 1 to 915 code for a protein of 304 amino acids. The transcript is spliced from 4 exons. The record is from RefSeq and is a predicted model, not a curated record. Gene Ontology annotation, molecular function: protein kinase activity; protein binding; ATP binding. Gene Ontology annotation, biological process: protein phosphorylation.
AUGGAUGCUCUCACUGAUCCAUUUCCUUUUGACCUAUUUAAUGUAUAUUCUCUAGUCAUGAUUGCUCUUUCAGAAAAUCACAUGUCAGGAGCUCUACCCAUGGAUCUUUGCAGCAACUAUCCUGAUCUUCAACAAGUUUAUCUCUCAGGAAACAAAGCAAAGACUAUUGAACAUAUGGAUUUAUCACGAAACCAGAUUACUGGUAACAUUCCAAGCAUCAUUGGAGCAUUCGAAAGCUUGCGAUAUCUUGACUUGUCGAAUAAUUCAUUUCAAGGAGCCAUUUCAAAAUCUCUUGGAGACUUGAAAGGUUUAGAUGUCUUAAAUCUCUCCUAUAAUAAUCCCUCCGGACCAAUUCCCAAGUCCUUUGAGGCACUUUCAUUUCUUAGAAUAAACAUUAUGCUCGAUGUUGCAUUGGCAUUGGACUACCUUCCCAACGGUCAAUCAGACCCUGUGGUGCACUAUGAUUUGAAGCCUAGUAAUAUCCUUUUGGGGGAGGAGAUGGUUGCACGUGUAGGUGACUUUGGCAUUGCAAAGAUUCUAGCCCAACACGUAGACGCAGCACAAACAAGAACUCUUGGUACGCUUGGCUAUAUUGCACCAGGAAAAGUGUCCAUCAAAGCCGAUGUUUAUAGUUAUGGCAUAAUAUUGUUAGAGAUGAUCACAAUGAAGAAACCCACGGAUGACAUGUUUGCUGAAGAAUUGAUUUUGAAGAAGUGGGUAAAUGCAUCAUUUCCAAUCAAAAUGACAGAAGUUGUGGAUGAUGGUUUGUUAAAGAUAGAAGGAGGAAGAGACACGAUUGCCUUGCAAAGCAUAUUUUCGUCUCUCGUGGAAUUGGGCUUGAGGUGUUCUGAAGAGUUACCAAAUGAAAGAAUGAUAUCAAAGAUGUGGUUAUCAAGCUUAACAAAAUCAAAUUGA